Molecule: messenger RNA, 1452 nt
Organism: Epithele typhae
Lineage: Eukaryota; Fungi; Basidiomycota; Agaricomycetes; Polyporales; Epitheliaceae
Product: EF Tu GTP binding domain-containing protein
Exons: 6
Biological process (GO): translation
Molecular function (GO): GTPase activity; GTP binding
Source: RefSeq, a predicted model, not a curated record
GAUCAGAGCCAGCUUGACAUCGCCGGGCUGAACCUCAAUGACGACGAGCCGCUAGAGGCGAUCCCGGACGAGCCUGCGAAGACCCCGGCGGUGAUAGAGAAGUUGAUUGUGGAGGCGAAGGCAGCGUUGGCGGUGCAAGAGAAGAGCGAGAAGAAGUCGCUGAGUAUGGUCGUCGUUGGCCACGUCGACGCGGGGAAGUCCACGAUGAUGGGCCGACUGUUGUAUGAGCUCGGCCGGGUGGAUGAGAAGCAGCGGUACGCGAAUGAGCGCGAGAGCGCGAAGAUUGGCAAGAGCAGCUUCAGUUGGGCGUGGGGGCUCGACGGGACGCAAGAAGAACGCGAACGGGGAAUCACCAUGGACAUCGCUCUGCAGACCCUGACCACACCGCACCGCGUCAUCACCAUCCUCGAUGCUCCUGGUCACAAGGAUUUCAUCCCGAACAUGAUCUCCGGCGCCUCUCAAGCCGACUCGGCGCUGCUCGUCGUCGACGCUGCCGUCGGGGAAUUCGAGGCCGGCUUCGACCGUGGCGGCCAGACGCGUGAGCACCUCAUCCUCGUCCGCAGCCUCGGCGUUGCGCAGGUCGUUGUUGCCGUGAACAAGCUCGACCAGGUCGAAUGGUCCCGCGCGCGGUACGUCGAGAUUUGCGAGCUCCUGAAGCCGUUCCUCGCCCAGUCGGGCUUCCACCCCAGCAAAACCAAGUUCGUGCCUGUUGCUGCUAUGACGGGCGUGAACCUUGCACAGGCGGAGCCGAAGGGCUCGCCCCUGUUCGAGUGGUACAAGGGGCCGACGCUGGUGGAUCUACUUGACGCCCUCGAACCGCCAACACGCGACAUCAACGCCCCUCUGCGCUUCCCCAUCUCCAACGUCUUCAAGGGCACGCUCUCCGGCAUCGCGGUCUCGGGACGCAUGUGCGGCGGGGUCGUGGUUGUUGGGGAGCGCUUGCGCAUCGUACCCGGGGACGACUCUGCUACCGUCAAGGCCAUCGACAGCGACGGCGACAGCAUGCAAUGGGCGGGUUCCGGCGCGAACGUGAACCUGACCCUCACCGGCGUGGAUCCCGUCGCGCUCGGGAUUGGGAGUGUGCUGUGCCGGCCCACGGACGUCAUCCCGCUCGCGACGGCGUUCACCGCGAAGAUAAUCGUGUUCGAGAUCCAGAUCCCUAUCACUAUCGGUACUCCUGUCGAGCUCUUCCACCAUUCGCGCGACGUACCGGCUUCGUUCACUCGACUUGUAUCCGUCUUGGACCGGGCGAACGGGAGUGUGGUGAAGAGUAAACCCAGGUUCCUGACUAAAGGCAUGUCUGCUGAGGUGGAAAUCACCAUCCGAGAGGCAGGCUAUCUGGGGUCUUCCGCGCGGGCGGUGUCCAUUCCCAUUGAACCAUUCUCGGUUAACAAGGACAUGGGCCGUAUUCUCAUUCGUAGGGGUGGAGAGACGAUCGGAGCAGGUGUGUAA